Molecule: messenger RNA, 3232 nt
Organism: Patella vulgata (common limpet)
Lineage: Eukaryota; Metazoa; Mollusca; Gastropoda; Patellidae
Product: arylsulfatase J
Exons: 9
Coding region: 88-1692 (534 amino acids)
Source: RefSeq, a predicted model, not a curated record
UGACAAUAUGGCGCUGUAGAUAACGAGUUUUAAAUUAUAGCACCAGUUUUAAAGGUUGAAACCACCAGUUAACAGAAGUCAUUGAAUAUGGAACAACAUUCAUUAUGGUUAAUUACAUUGUUGAUGUUGCUAUAUGUACAUGAAAUCCUGUCAGCAAAUCAGCCAAACAUUAUUUUUGUUAUUGCUGAUGAUAUGGGAUGGCACGAUGUAGGGUUCCAUGGAUCCGAUAUGUUAACACCAAACAUAGAUAAACUAGCUUAUGAAGGAGUUAUAUUAAAUAACUAUUAUGUUUCACCGAUAUGUUCACCAACUAGAAGUGCUAUAAUGACUGGCCGACAUCCUAUACAUACAGGAAUGCAACAUGAAGUUAUUGGAAAUGACACACCUUAUGGGUUGCCAUUAAAUUUUACCAUAAUGCCACAAUAUUUAAAAGCUUUAGGCUAUGAUACUCAUGCCGUUGGAAAGUGGCAUUUGGGACAUUUCAAGAAAGAAUAUUUGCCUACAUUACGUGGUUUUGAUUCUUUUUUUGGAUAUUUAACUGGUCAUGAAGAUUAUUUUGAUCAUGUAGCAGAGGGUAGUCCGUACUGGGGUAAAGAUUUCCGUAAUAAUACAGAUCCGGUUGCUACUAUGGAUGGGGAUUAUUCUACGGAACUAUAUACUUCACUAGCUGAAAAUAUCAUUUCAACUCAUAAUCAGAGCAAGCCAUUGUUUCUAUAUUUAGCAUAUCAAGCUGUGCAUGCAGGCAAUUCUCAGGCUGAUCCACUACAAGCACCACAGAAAUAUAUUGAUAGAUUUCCUAAUAUUACAAAUAUACCACGGAAAAUAUUUGGUGGUAUGGUAUCAGCAUUGGAUGAUGGUAUUGGUAAUCUACGAUCUGUAUUAGAGAAGACUGGUAUGAUGAAUAAUACUGUUCUAGUAUUUACCACAGACAAUGGAGGACCUACCAAUGGAUAUGAUAGAAAUGCAGCUUGUAAUUGGCCAUUAAGAGGCUGUAAGAAUACCAUGUGGGAAGGUGGUGUACGUGGUAACGGCUUUGUUCACAGUCCUUUACUAAGAAAAACUGGUUACAUCAUGGAUAACUUAAUGCAUAUAACUGAUUGGUUACCAACCAUUUACAGCCUAGCAGGGGGUAACGCCAGCGAUUUACCCAAUCAAGAUGGCUACAAUGUCUGGAAUAUGUUAUCAGAUGAUGGUCAACCAAUCAGAACCUCUGUCUUACACAAUAUAGAUCCUAUUCAAAACUUUGCCGCUAUUCGAGUUGGAGAGUAUAAAUUAGUAAUGGGGGAUAUUUCAAAUGGCAGGGACGACAGUUGGUAUCCGCCACCAGAUUUGAAGAAAAAUCAUCACAAACUAAGAUUUAAUGAUAAGCAACUAAAUAAUUUCAAGGGUGAUAAGUUUACAUAUAGAAUGAGUUCAGAGAAAAUGUCGAAACCAAUAACGGUGAAUUGUGGUAAACGACCAGUUGAUGCUGAUACCAAUUGUUUACCAAAAUCCAAACCAUGUUUAUUUCACAUCCCAACCGAUCCAUGCGAAUUUACAAACAUCGCAUACCAGCAUCCUGAAAUAGUUGCCGAGUUAUAUCAGAAGAUUGAAGAAUACAAAAAGACAAUGGUUCCUCCAGGAAACAAGCCUGCUGAUCCAAAGGGAGCAAAUCCUUAUAACCACGGUGGAUUCUGGGGUCCAUGGAUGUAAAUGGUAAUGGUGCUGUUAUUGUAUUAAAUUGAGCUUUAAUUUAUUUGCAGGACAGACGUAUACAUCAGGUCUUGUACCUAAAUAAUUGACCAGGCUAACAUUUUUAAAUGUUAAUGUUAUAUUCAAAUCUCAAUCUGAUUAAAACACAGAUCCUAUUUCGUUUCAUUUUUUAUAGUUGAAAAUUAUAGGAAGAGCUGUUAUCAUUGACGUGUUCUGAAUGAUGUGAGGGAUUAGCCAAUGUUACAGCGAGCUUUUAGCAUGAGGUGCAUGGAACUGUGGGUAAUGCACUAGAAACAUCAAUGCUGAUUGGUUGAUCAAAUGUUUGACGUCAUAGAGUCAAAAGCCACUCAGCGCGACCUCCCAAAACAACUGGUCACAUCUUCAUGUAGUGUAGGCCAUCGAAAGUAUAAAAAAACGAAAUGAAAUAUAGAUCUGUAUUUUAAUCAGAUUGAUUCAAAUCUAAGGGGAACUCUAGACUUUGAAGACUUUUUAUAUAUUAAAAUCAUUCAACCUUUAAUUAACCAUAACAUGUUGGAUUUAACAUUACAAGGGUAACUGUCAGUCACUGAAAAUAAACAAAUAAAUACACAUGCCAUAAUAAUAGCUACUAUUCAUACUUUGACUUUAAGUGAAGCCAGUACAGUGUAAGAAAGUUCAUGGAUCAAAGACUAUUUAAUAGCUGCUUGUGCGAUAGUUUGUUUAUUUACAGUGACUAGCAGUUACCGUUAUAUCAUCAGUAUGAUUAUUUUUUUACGGUAAUCAAAGGAAUUCUUUUUGAGCAUACUUGGAAAUAUUUUUAUAUUAUAAUACAAUACAGUGUCAACAAAAUUAUCCAUAGAACUGUGUUGUGUUAUAUUAUGUUUAAUCGCUAAAUGCCAUUAUACUAAAAAUAUAUGCUACACUUGUAACAAAAUUAUCAACUUUAGCAGAUCGAUAUAAGGGGCGGAUCCACGAUUUUCAGAAAGGGGGGGGGGCGUGCUGCCCCACUUGGGAGUGCGAAGCCUGACCCUCGGUGGGCGGACUGACGGGCAAUCAACCAAGUCACCAACUGACUCCUUCCGGAGUAAAUUACGAUUUCCAACCUGAACUAACUGUUAAUUCCUUUCCCGUGAGAAUAUAUGGGGUAAAAAACUCGCUGUAACAGACUGUUUCAUUGGCUAAUCCCUGACAUGAUCCAGAAUGCGAGUUAUGUAACAACUCUUCCAGGUUCUAGUGUAGUAAAGACCAGUAAAAUGAAAUUUUGAACUAUAAAAAAUGAAACAAAAUAAAAUCUGUGUUUUAAACAGAUUAAAUUGUUACAACUACAUGAAUUCUACUUCCAUUUUCAUUACCAAAACUAUGCAAACGGGCAAUAUUUUCGAGAUUUUAUGUAUAUUUUAUGUACAUGUAUUUUUAAAUUGUAUUUAAAUACAACAGGUCAUUUAUUGUUGGAUUUAAAUAUUUUUUUUUGUACCGGGUACAUGACUUGUAUUUUAGAAUAUUUAAACAUAUAUUUACAUUUGUUGAUUCUGAUUAUUUCUGUUAUUAAAUUAUAUGAAGA